Anguilla anguilla (European eel) is the source of this 3132-nucleotide messenger RNA. RefSeq names its product catenin beta-1-like. The transcript has 17 exons. The coding region runs from base 326 to 2695 and encodes 789 amino acids. Gene Ontology annotation, biological process: positive regulation of transcription by RNA polymerase II; cell adhesion. Gene Ontology annotation, molecular function: protein phosphatase binding; cadherin binding; alpha-catenin binding. Gene Ontology annotation, cellular component: catenin complex; adherens junction. Lineage: Eukaryota; Metazoa; Chordata; Actinopteri; Anguilliformes; Anguillidae. The record is from RefSeq and is a predicted model, not a curated record.
GGGCGCAGCCCCCCGAACCAAACAGGACCGGCAUCUGCCGCUGCUGUCAUCCACAUAAAAGUUGAGCACACAGACAACGAAAUUGACCGUUGAAAAAAAUAUAUAACAAUAAUAUUUAUAUUUUUCCUUCGUGAUAUUACGACUUUUCAUUUCCCCAAACCCGUCCGCAGACGUUCGUGCGCUCCUUCAGCCUGGGUUGCGUAGGCCUGUCGUCGGCAGGUCCAUUCCUCCACAAGAAGCUGGUGCCGUCUCUGUUCUCGCGGAAGCACUCUGCACACCCAGACGAGAGUAGGAAGCUGUGCAGCCUGAGGGUUUUGAAAGGAAGAUGGCUACCCAGUCUGAUCUGAUGGAGCUCGACAUGGCCAUGGAGCCCGACCGCAAGGCGGCGGUGAGCCACUGGCAGCAGCAGUCCUACCUGGAUUCCGGGAUCCACUCUGGGGCCACCACCACCGCCCCCUCCCUGAGUGGCAAGGGCAACCCAGAGGAGGAGGACAUGGACAACCAGGUCCUGUACGAGUGGGAGCAGGGCUUCUCCCAACCCUUCACUCAGGACCAGGUGGCAGACAUGGAUGGGCAGUACGCCAUGACGAGAGCUCAGAGGGUGCGGGCAGCCAUGUUCCCGGAGACCCUGGACGAGGGGCUGCAGAUCCCGUCCACGCAGUUCGAUGGGGCGCACCCCACCAACGUCCAGCGCCUGGCCGAGCCAUCCCAGAUGCUCAAGCACGCCGUGGUCAACCUGAUCAACUACCAGGACGACGCCGAGCUGGCCACCCGCGCCAUCCCAGAGCUGACCAAGCUCCUCAACGACGAGGACCAGGUGGUGGUGAACAAGGCGGCGGUGAUGGUGCACCAGCUCUCCAAGAAGGAGGCGUCGCGGCACGCCAUCAUGCGCUCGCCCCAGAUGGUGUCGGCCAUCGUGCGCACCAUGCAGAACACCAACGACGUGGAGACGGCCCGCUGCACCGCCGGCACGCUGCACAACCUCUCCCACCACAGAGAGGGCCUGCUCGCCAUCUUCAAGUCCGGCGGCAUCCCCGCGCUGGUCAAAAUGCUGGGAUCUCCUGUCGACUCCGUGCUGUUCUACGCCAUCACAACCCUCCACAACCUCCUGCUGCACCAGGAAGGAGCCAAGAUGGCUGUGCGCCUGGCCGGUGGUCUGCAGAAAAUGGUGGCUCUGCUCAACAAGACCAAUGUCAAGUUUCUCGCCAUUACAACAGAUUGCCUUCAGAUCCUGGCUUAUGGAAACCAAGAAAGCAAGCUCAUCAUCCUGGCGAGUGGUGGCCCCCAGGCCCUGGUCAACAUCAUGAGAACCUACACGUAUGAGAAACUGCUGUGGACCACCAGCCGCGUGCUCAAAGUGCUGUCUGUCUGCUCCAGCAACAAGCCUGCUAUCGUGGAAGCCGGCGGCAUGCAGGCCUUGGGACUGCACCUGACCGAUCCCAGCCAGCGCCUGGUCCAGAACUGCCUGUGGACCCUGAGGAACCUGUCGGACGCCGCCACCAAGCAGACGCCUUUAGCUGAAGUAGAUGUGAUGCAGGAGGGCAUGGAGGGGCUGCUGGGCACGCUGGUGCAGCUGCUGGGCUCGGACGACAUCAACGUGGUGACGUGCGCGGCGGGCAUCCUGUCCAACCUCACCUGCAACAACUACAAGAACAAGAUGAUGGUGUGCCAGGUGGGCGGCAUCGAGGCGCUGGUGCGCACCGUGCUCCGCGCCGGCGACCGCGAGGACAUCACCGAGCCCGCCGUCUGCGCCCUGCGCCACCUCACCAGCCGCCACCAGGACGCCGAGAUGGCCCAGAACGCCGUGCGGCUGCACUACGGCCUGCCCGUGGUGGUCAAGCUCCUGCACCCUCCCUCACACUGGCCCCUCAUCAAGGCCACUGUGGGGCUGAUCCGUAACCUGGCGCUGUGCCCAGCCAACCACGCCCCCCUGCGGGAGCAGGGCGCCAUCCCCAGGCUGGUGCAGCUGCUGGUCCGGGCCCACCAGGACACCCAGAGGCGCACCUCCAUGGGCGGGACGCAGCAGCAGUUUGUGGAGGGCGUCCGUAUGGAGGAGAUUGUAGAGGGCUGCACUGGAGCGCUGCACAUCCUGGCCAGGGACGUGCACAACCGAAUCGUCAUCAGGGGCCUGAACACCAUUCCUCUCUUCGUUCAGCUGCUGUACUCCCCCAUCGAGAACAUUCAGAGGGUGGCCGCAGGCGUGCUCUGCGAGCUGGCCCAGGACAAGGAGGCGGCCGAGGCCAUCGAGGCCGAGGGAGCCACCGCGCCCCUCACCGAGCUCCUGCAUUCCCGGAACGAGGGCGUGGCCACGUACGCGGCCGCCGUGCUCUUCCGCAUGUCCGAGGACAAGCCCCAGGACUACAAGAAGCGCCUGUCCGUCGAGCUCACCAGCUCCCUCUUCAGGACGGAGCCCAUGACCUGGAACGAGACUGGAGACCUCGGCCUGGACAUCGGUGCCCAGGGAGAUUCGCUCGGUUAUCGCCCGGAUGAUCCCAGCUACCGCUCCUUCCACUCGGGCUAUGGCCAGGACACUAUGGGCAUGGACCCCAUGAUGGACCACGACAUGGGCGGUCACCACCCCGGCGCGGAGUACCCGGUCGAUGGCCUGCCCGACCUGGGACACGCCCAGGACCUGAUCGACGGGCUGCCCCCAGGCGACAGCAAUCAGCUGGCCUGGUUUGACACCGAUCUGUAAAUAACUACUUUUUAGCUGUAUCGUCUGAAUGAACCUGCAUCGUGAUUUGGCCUGUAGAGUUGCUGGAGGUCUUGAGUGGAGGGGGCUAGUAUCUCGGAAAGUGCCUGACACACUAACACAAGCUGAGUUUCCUAUGGGAACACGUGGAAGUAUAACUUUUUUGUUCUGGUCCUUUUUGGUUGACGUGGAGUACUAUGAAGGAAUUUUUGGAGCGGAUGCAUAAUGGGAGAGUGCAGAAGAGGUGGAUCUAAAGAUGGAGUUCCAAACCCUAGCCUUGCCUGUUUCUUUUUUACACUAUUUUUUUAUUACUCAGUCUCUGUAUGGUACUGACCUAGCUUGCUUUAAAUCUAGCCCUAGACUUUAUUUUUUGUCUUUUUUAUUAUUUUUUUGCAGUCAUUUGUAUUCCUUUAAGUCUCUUGUAGUGUUAAGUUAUAGUG